AAUAAUAUCAUUAAAAAAAAAUAAGAAUUUAGAAGAGAAAUUCAGAUUGUAUAAUUGAUUGAAAAGUUGAUUCAUUUUUCAAUAUGAUUAAGAAUCGUUUCUGUCUUUUCGUUGCAUUUCUCAAUUUUUUGUUUUUGACAGAUGCUGCUUCUGAUUAUAAUUUGAUUAACUCUUCUUUCUUCCGUUUAUAUAAUAGAAAUGGUUCUUAUAUUGAUACAAAUGUUAAAAAUGCUAGUAUAUUAUUACCUUACAUAGAAAAGAAUAAUAGUUUAUUAGUACUUUAUAUCACUGGCUAUACAUAUGACAUCGAUUCUGAGAAUGUUAAACUCAUAACGGGUGUGUAUUUAAAUUACACGCAGCAUAAUAUCCUAGCUCUUGAUUAUCGAAGUAUCACACAAGCAAAUUAUUUAACUGCUGUAUAUGCGAUUAACGAUCUCGGCAAACUUGUUGCUGAUGCUUUAAAUUCAUUGGUAAAUGGUGGUGUAGAUUCAGAAAUGAUACAUAUAAUUGGACACUCGCUAGGUGCACAACUUGCAGCAAGAAUUGCUCGCAAUGUGAACUUUGUAAUACCUAGAAUAACAGGUUUAGAUCCUGCCGGUCCUUUGUUUUAUUUUCUCAACUCUCAUUUGAUAUCUUCUGAUGCUAGGUUUGUAGGUAUUAUACACGCUGAUAUUGGUGGUUAUGGUCUGGCAUUAAAAACUGGAGACGUAGACUUCUUUCCUAAUUAUGGCCAUAGACCUCAACCCAAUUGUCCGUUAAUCGGCCCAUUAUUAUCGCAAAUGGAUUUUUGCAGUCACAGUAGAUCUUUCGAAUUUUAUGCGGAAUCGGUUAAAAAUCAUACCUCCUUAAUAGCAAAGUGUUAUUCAUUAAGUGAAUGCGGCGGUGUUGAAUAUAUUUCAAUGGGAUAUGCUACACCUGUCAAUUCGACUGGUAACUAUUACCUUCUAACGAAUGGAGAGAGUCCUUUCGGUCGAGGUUUAGCAGGAGCAACUUUUAAUCCAUCGAAAAUUGUUUCUAUUUUGUAAAUUGAUAUGAUAUCGAUAUGAUAUUUAUUAUAUUUAUAAUAUUAUUAUUAAAAAUUGCGUAAUAUUAAGUUACAAAAUAAA
Molecule: messenger RNA, 1106 nt
Organism: Apis laboriosa (Himalayan honeybee)
Lineage: Eukaryota; Metazoa; Arthropoda; Insecta; Hymenoptera; Apidae
Product: pancreatic triacylglycerol lipase-like
Exons: 7
Coding region: 84-1025 (313 amino acids)
Molecular function (GO): lipase activity
Source: RefSeq, a predicted model, not a curated record